UAAAGUAGCAUUGUUCUGACUAUUUAUGUAGUCAUUUAAUUUUGGUUUUAUUUAAUUGGUUAAGAUGCAUCAUGUGACUUAGGUUAGAGGUCGUGGUGGCCAUUUUAGUUUUCACUUCUCCACAGCAGUGAUGCAGCAGCAGAUGUCUCUCUGAUAAAAGAUAUAUUCUUCUGUUAUUUCAUGCCAAAGAGGCCAUCGUCUUUUCACAAAAAUGUACGUUGUGGGAAAGAAGAUUUCUAAGUAAAACACCGGAAAAGAACCUUUUUUGGUUUCGACUUUUUCUUCAACCCUCAUCCUGUUUAACUAUCUGUUGAGGUGCAACAUACUUGCAUGAGGGACAGAAUAGUGAAAAGACGAAGCUUCAAUGCAAUAGAAAGACGGAAUCUCUUCAUUCAAGCUACAGAGUCUGCUCUCAAGUGAAUGAUCUCCUCAUAUCCCAUUUCUUAAUCAAGUCUUGAACUUUGAGGUACUAUCUAUGCGUUUUAUGUCAUGGAGGGUGACAGGAAAUCUGAGACUGAGAAGAUGCUGAAAUCUAGUUCUGUUGUUACACGUUCAACAGCAUCAUCAAAAAGGUCUAGUAGGACAUCGGCUAGCAUGGCUGCUGCCAAAGCACGAGCUAGAGCUGAGGCAGAGCGUACACGUGCAUAUUAUGUCAAGAAAGAAACUGAAAUGAAAGUAGAAAAAGUUCGCAUGGAAGGCAGUCUUACAGCACUAGAACAUGAAAAGGAGGCUGCUGCCGCUAUGGCCGAGGCAAGAAUAUUAGAGGAGGCUGUAGAGAGCAUGGAGGAAGGCAGUUAUCGUUCACAUAGCCCGAUUGCUCCUGCUGCAGACCCUGUGCAGCGCACGAGUGAUUAUGUGGAGCAGCACACAAAUAACUCCAUUGUUGUUCCUCCUGAGGAAAUAAGUUUAGCCACUCCACCUGUUGAUUUCAUGAACCUUUAUGGAAGUGAAAACAAGCAGUUAAAGGAAAGCUCUCAUAGGAGUGUGCCACCUGAUUUUGUUGAACAAGUCACGAUUCAGUCUCAAAGCCUUACGUUAACAAUAUUUAAAAGCCUCAGUCUGCCACGUACAGUCCAGUUAAUUACUGGCCCCUUGCACAGACUUUCAAUUCCGGCGUUCCUAUGCAGUCACCUUCCCACGGAGAAGUUGAAAUGA
This is a messenger RNA of Cyprinus carpio (common carp), 1155 nucleotides long. RefSeq lists its product as uncharacterized. The transcript has 2 exons. Bases 490 to 1155 code for a protein of 221 amino acids. The record is from RefSeq and is a predicted model, not a curated record. NCBI's taxonomy places the organism in Eukaryota, Metazoa, Chordata, Actinopteri, Cypriniformes, Cyprinidae.